GGUGAAAAUCCGUGAAUGGGGUACGUUGUAUUGUGUAGGGUGUGAGUGCAUGGGACCCGUGUGCAAUCAGAGUAGAGAGAGAUUAAAGAAUAACUUCAACGUCACGACACUGUGGGAUAGUAAAAGACAGCUAGCAAUGAACACGGAGCAUCACCUAACGUUGUUGCCCAUCACAUUUUUCUUCUUUUCUAUCACACUACUUUUGUUUUUCUUCUUCUCUUCCCUUCUAAGUUCUUACUUCUUAUCACUCUUUUAAGGCUUCUUCACUCCUCUCUCUCUUUUCAAAACCCUCUCUUAUUUCCUCUUUCUGAACAUUACUGUACUUUGUUGUCAUCAUGGAGAAGAAUAGCUACUAACGUUGUUCAGACUUUGGAGCUUCCUUUGUUUGUUUGUUGUCUCUUUCUGUGUUUCAGGUUUGGAUUUUGAAAUUGUUUACGCAUUGCCGAUAGGUUUGCUCAAAGUAAACUAAAGGGAAAUAGAAAAAGGAAAAUGAUCGGAAACUUCAUCGACGACAUUGACUGCGGCAACUUCUUCGACCACAUCGACGACCUCCUCGAAUUCCCCGACGACGCCGCCGCCGCUGACACCUCCGCCGCCGCUCCUGUCCCUCCACCGGCGAACUUCUGGUCCGCCGAGUCCGACUCGCUCCCCGCCACCGACACGGUGUUUUCCGACAACUCCGUGACGGACCUCUCGGCGGAGCUCUCUGUUCCGUAUGAAGACAUUGUGCAAUUGGAAUGGCUGUCCAAUUUUGUUGAGGACUCUUUCUCUGGUGGGAGCAUGACCAUGAAGAAAGAGGAGCCACAAUGCACCACCACCAAGGAGGACAUAGCUCCUGCCCAGUUCCAGACAGCAAGCCCAGUAUCAGUCCUUGAAAGCAGCAGUUUCUGCUCUGGCGAGAAGGCUGGCACGGAGAUUAAAAUCUCCGUGCCAUGUGGACGCGCGCGCAGCAAGCGCCCGCGUCCUGCAACCUUCAACCCCAAUCCAGUGAUGCAGCUCAUCUCCCCUGCAUCCUCCACUGGUGAGAACACGCAGCACAACGCUGCCAACACCUCCAAGGCAUCAUCGGAUUCCGAGAAUUUCGCUGAGUCGGUGAUCAAGGCUCCUAAGCAGGCCUCUGGGGAGCACAAGAAGAAAAAGAAGAUCAAAGUGACUUUCCCAUCAGGUCAAGAGCGGAAUGCACCAUCACAGGCAAUUAGGAAAUGCUUGCACUGUGAGAUAACCAAGACACCACAGUGGAGGGCAGGGCCAAUGGGGCCGAAAACACUCUGCAAUGCUUGUGGCGUGCGCUACAAGUCAGGCCGGCUUUUCCCCGAAUAUCGCCCUGCAGCGAGUCCAACAUUUUGUGCGGCCAUGCACUCCAACUCCCAUAAGAAGGUCCUUGAAAUGAGGAACAAGACAGGCACCAAAUCUGGCUUUGCAACUGUUUCUGCUGCCUCACCAGAACUCAUUCCAAACACUAACAGCAGCCUUACCCUUGAAUAUAUGUGAAAGGGGGAAAGGAAGGAUUCUAGUUGGAGAAUUCUCUAAUUCUCUUUCAAGUCCUCUCUUGAGUCAUGUCUUAUACAAGGUUUUGAAUUGCAUUCUACAAACUGCAAUGUUAAAGGUUUUAGAGGUGUCUGCAACUGCGUUGUGGUUGCGGUUGUGACUGCAUCAGCCAUAUUUGUCCACAAUUUUGAUGGCAACCGCAAGUUAAAACCUUAGUCUUUGUGUUAUUUCUUGUCUGUCAUUUAUUUUUCUCAUUGGAUUUUUGUACAGGGCUGGAAUGAGGGGAUAGGAGCAAAAUAGAACAUGAUCAUAUUGUAGCUAUAUUUAGAACUGAAGAACAAGGGAUAGAGAUAUGCAAGUCAAAGAGGGUAGAGUCACCAGAGUGUUAGCCAUUUUAGGUCUAGUAAUUGUAGCAGUACUCAGGAGGAGUCUUUGUUACUUUUCUUAUUCUCAUCAUUUUUCAUUUUUUUUUCUUUAAUUUCUGUUUCUAAAUAUCCCUCCCUGUAGCAAAUUCUUUUUGCUGUUCAUUUGUAGCAAAACUUAUGAGUUGAUCAGGAAAGGAACUUUUGGAAUUUGCCUUCUUCCUUUUAA
Molecule: messenger RNA, 2079 nt
Organism: Glycine soja
Lineage: Eukaryota; Viridiplantae; Streptophyta; Magnoliopsida; Fabales; Fabaceae
Product: GATA transcription factor 8-like
Exons: 4
Coding region: 490-1491 (333 amino acids)
Biological process (GO): positive regulation of DNA-templated transcription
Cellular component (GO): nucleus
Molecular function (GO): zinc ion binding; sequence-specific DNA binding
Source: RefSeq, a predicted model, not a curated record